Molecule: messenger RNA, 1188 nt
Organism: Lampris incognitus (smalleye Pacific opah)
Lineage: Eukaryota; Metazoa; Chordata; Actinopteri; Lampriformes; Lampridae
Gene: eif1ad
Product: eukaryotic translation initiation factor 1A domain containing
Exons: 4
Coding region: 170-706 (178 amino acids)
Biological process (GO): translational initiation
Cellular component (GO): nucleus
Molecular function (GO): translation initiation factor activity; RNA binding
Source: RefSeq, a predicted model, not a curated record
CUCUUUAACGCCAGCGUUGGGAACUCACACACGCGGGUGAAGACGCCGGAACGCGUCUCCUUGUGUCGGAGACAGCUAGCCCGCUUCUGUCUGUCCAGGUAGCCGCGUAGCUAGAGUCCCGUUCACGCAUCCUGAGUCCAGUCCGGCUCGGUCCAGUCCAGCUGCCGCGAUGUCACAGGCCACCAAACGCAAACACGUCGUGAAGGAGAUGCUGGGGGACUUCGUCACGCCUGCUGAACACCAGCAGAUUGUCAAGGUCACAGGUAGCCGUGGCAACAACCUCCAUGAAACGGUCACCGCCCAGGGUGAGACCUUCCUCGUAAGCAUGCCCACCAAGUUCCGCAAGAACCUCUGGAUCAAAAGAGGUGACUAUGUGAUAGUGGACCCCAUUGAGGAGGGAGAAAAGGUGAAGGCGGAGAUCAGCUUCAUCCUUUACAAAGACCACAUUCAGCACCUGCAGAAACUGCAGCUCUGGCCGCAGGGCUUUGCAGAGGAGCCGUUGGCGCAGGAGAAGGGAGACAGACGGCAGAGAACAAGGGAAGAGACGGAGGAGAGGGAGGAUGGCAGCGAGUCGGAGGACGACGAGAGCGACCUCUUCGUCAACACCAACCGUGCCAACUACCAGUACAGCGAGAGCGAGGAAGACGAGGGAGAGGCUGAGUCGGAUGGAGAGGACAAAGAGGGAAGGACGGGGACCAGCUCCUAGUGGGAGGAUUCAGGACACGGACAAUGUGGUGGGGAGCUCUGAUCCGCUUCUUCUGUUGCUGAUGGACUUAGUGCUGAAAUCAGACACGACUACAGGGGAGUCGAACACUCGGUCUCCCGGUGAGAUGAUGAGCUUUUUUCUUUUUUUCUUUUCUUUUCUUUAAAAUCUUUUUUAAAGCUCUAAAAACAUGAAGUCACGGACAUCUUGCCCAGCUAGAAACAAAGGAGUGCAGUGAAGCGACUCCUGCUUCUAAGAUGCAAGAUCUGUUCCAGCAGUGGCCUUGACUCACACCAUCAAAAACACAUGCAUGUUAGGGUUAAUACGCCUGUCUGUGCCCCUGAGCAAGGCAUGGCAAGACGAACUGGAGUUGGUCCCCGGGCGCUGCACCGGCAGCUGCCCGCUGCUCCUAGCUACACAGCUAGGAUGGGCGAAAUGCAGAGAGGAAUUUCCCUACGGGGCUCAUUAAAGGAUCUCAAAAUCAA